CAUGCGAGAGUGAUGGUCAGUGAGUCGCGCGGGUCUCUGGAGGAUCAUGUUGAUUUUAAUCGCACGGUUAUUGUUGUUAUUCAUGACGGUGGUGUGGCUCAUGGCGGAGGGAAAGGCACCUCCGCCAUAUAGACCUGAAGGAAAACUAUGUAAUAACGCCACCUCUGAAUAUUACAUGAAAAAACUGGGACUUUGCUGCAGUAAAUGCAAACCAGGGACUCGUUUGACUGUGGCUUGCAGUAUUUCUUCGGACACCAUCUGUGAACCCUGCGCUGGUGGACUGUACUCAGAGAGUAUGAACCAUUAUCCCAAUUGUUUCAAGUGUCCAACAUGUAAAGAGGAGAAAGGACUGAUGUACGGCACAAACUGCUCUGCUGAUACCAAAGCUGUUUGUGUUUGCAAGCCUGGAAUGUACUGUUCGAAGUAUGGUUUGUCUUCUGAAUGUGAGGAAUGUAAAAAACACAAAUCCUGCAAACCCGGCGAAGGUGCUGAAAGAAAAGGAUCACCUACAACUGAUGUGAAGUGUGCACCGUGUCCAAUUGGGACGUUUUCAGACCGCAGUGGUUCUGAGCCAUGCAGACCACACACUCAAUGUGAAGGUAGUGCAGUUUUAAGAGUUGGCAACUCUACAGAUGACACAGUUUGUAAAAUGAAACCACUAGAAGGAACAUCAAAAGUUCAUAUGCAGACUUCAAGCAAGCCUAAACCAACUGGAACACCGGAAAUGUGGCCCAUGAAUACUGACAGCACAUCAACUGUUACUGUAUUGAGCAGCGACGUCAAACACAGCAGAGCAGCAACGACAAACACACAAGAGACCCCACGCAACCCUCAGCCGGACUACAUGAUCAUCAUCUGCAUCACUGGUGCUGUUGUGCUGGUUUUGCUGAUUCUGGUUAUGACAGUGGUUACUUGCAAGAUACGAGAACGAAAAGCAGGUUUAACAAAAGUUCCCAUCACAGAUACCAACACGGUGGAGCAGGAUCCCUCACAGAGCAGCACACCUGACCAUCAGCAUCUGUUACAUGUGGACAGAACUCAGACGGAGCCGUCCAUGAGCUCAUCUGACAGUCAGAGUCAGCCGGACUGCAGUCAGAGCCACAGCAGCAGUGAGUGGCUGGAGCGCAGCAGUCAGGACGAAUGUCCAUCCGUCUCCAGUCCUGUACUCAAUCUUAGCAUCACGGCCACCUUCAACUGCCAGCUCAACCCGGCUGCGGCGUCCUGCUCCAUCCCCAUCAACCCGUCCACUCUGAUGCCACACGCUGAAGCCCCGGUACCGCUUUCUCAAGAGGAGGUCUGUAUAUCAACCUGCCAACAAGAGGACGGCAAAGAAGCGCUGCAGUCGGUGCAGGAGAGCGGCCCGUUCUUAUACUGAACAUCACACGCUUCCAUUUACAUCAAUGCAUUUCCAUUAAAAAGGUUGGAUUGUGGCACACCAAGCUGACGCCAAACACCCGGCAUCGCAAGAGGAUGUGUUCCUCUGCUCCACAGGGGGAAGUGUCUGUUUUCUCAUUUCGCAAUGGGAAACCGAAUUUCCGAAGUGCACAGGCAAAGAGUAAACAAAGGAGUAUUUAGUACCAUAAUCACAGUAACCGUCACUCACCAUAGAGGGAUUCGCUCGUGCAAAUAUGUUUGAUAAUCUAAUAAUCCAUAUCAUUUGGAAGUAUGUGAGAAAUGUAGUAAGAUUACAGUCAGCCUCUUUGGGAUCUUUCAUGACUUAAAUUGUUUACCUGCUGCGUCACUUCAAUACAUCACACUCCUGCUCUGAUUUCCUUCAGCCGAUGCCGAUUGGACAUGCUGAAUUGAACCAACGAGCUCCAAUGUUAACCUGAUGGGCCGGAACACCAAGCUGAUGCCAAACAACUAGCACCAACGAAACCCAACUGUGUUGUUGCCUCAUGUUGGAUUCCAUCUGGACCAAAAAAUUCCAUGUAAACGCAUCAAAAAUACCAAAGCCUAGUAAAACAAGAGCCGCGCUCUGUGCCUAUGCAAGAGGGCAUGUCUUUCUGCACACUGGUGGUGGAUGGGGAGAUUCCCCCCCGAUGUGUAAAGCGCUUUGAGUGCCCAGCAAAGCGCUAUAUAAAUGUAAGGAAUUAUUAUUUCUGCACCAGUAGGGGGCAGUGUCUGUUUUCUUGUUCUGCAAAGGGAAACCGAACUUCUGACUUGCUCAGACAAAAUGUAAACAAAGUAGCAGUCAGUUCCAUUAUUACAAAAAUUGUUACUCACCACAGCGGGAUUCACUCAUGCAAAUAUGUUUGAUAAUUCACAUUGUUUGCAAGAAAUGUAGCGAUAUUACAGUCGGCCUCUUUGUGAUCCUUUUUGGCACAGUUUACUCGCUGUGGCACUUCCAUAUGUCACACUCAUGGUCUGAUUCAUUGCUGAAUAACCAGUAAGAGCGCUCUCUCCAGCCGACAGUGAUUGGACAUGCUGAAUUGGGUCAAUGAGAUCCAAUGUUAACCCUAUGGAUUGGGACACACCAAACCGAUGGCACUGCUAGCGAAAAACAAAACUCAACUGUCAUGUCACCUCACGUUGGAUUACGUCUGGACCAAAAAACUGCCCAUGACCACACCAAAUGGACAGUUGGACAUGCUGAAUUGGGCCAACUGGGACACACCAAGUCAACGCCAAACAACUAGCACCAACAAAAUCUAACGGUGUUGUCGCCUCGUGUUGGAUUACCUCUGGCCCAAAAAGCUGUGCAUGAACACACCAAACGGAUGAUUGAACAUACUGAAUUGGGCCAACCUGGACACAUCAAGCCAACGGCAAACAAUUAGCACCAACGAAGUCUAACUAUGUUGUCGCCUCGCGUUGAAUUAUGUCUGGCCCAAAAAGCUGUGCGUAAACACACCAAACGGAUUAUAGGACAUGAUGAAUUGGGCCAACAGGGAGACACCAAGCUGACGCCAAAAAACUAGCACCAACAAUAUCUAACUGUUGUCGCCUUGUGUUGGAUCACGUCUGGACCAAAAAACUGCUCGUGACCACACCAAACCGAUGAUAGGACAUGAUGAAUUGGGCUAACUGGGACACAUCAAGCUAACUCCAAACAACUAGCACUGAUGAAACGCAACUGUGUUGUUGCUUCGCGUUGGAUCACAUCUGGCCCAAAAGCUGCCUGUGACCACACCCAACGGACGAUUGUACAUGCUAAAUUGGGCCAAUGAGAUUCAAUGUUAACCUUAUGGGCCGGUACACAUUAAACCGAUGCCAAACUGAUAGCGAAAAAUGAAACCCAACUGUGUUGUCUCGUGUUGGAUCACAUCUGGACCAAAAAACUGCUAAUGACACCAAACAGAUGAUUGGACAUGCUGAAUUGGGCCAACCGGGACACACCAAGCCAAUGCCAAACAACUACCACCAACAAAAUUCAAGUGUUGUCGCCUCAUGUUGGAUCACGUCUGGCCCAAAAAACUGCCCGUGACCACACCAAAAGAACGAUUAGACAUGCUGAAUUGGGCCAACCGGGACACACCAAGCUAACUCCAAACAACUAGCACUGAUGAAACCCAGCUGUGUUGUUGCCUCGAGUUAGAUCACGUCUGGACCAAAAAACUGCCUGACCACACCAAACGAAUGAUUGGACAUGCUGAAUUGGGCCAAUGAGAUCCAAUGUUAACCUCAUGGGCCGGUACACAUUAAACCAAUACUGAUAGCGAAAAAUUAAACCCAACUGUGUUGUCGCCUCAUGUUUGAUCACAUCUGGACCAAAAAACUGCUCAUGACCACACCAAACAGAUCAUUGGACAUGCUGAAUUGGGUCAACCGGGACACACCAAGCUAACUCCAAACAUCUAGGACUGACGAAACCCAACUGUGUUGUUUCCUCGCGUUGGAUCACAUCUGGCCCAAAAACUGCUUGUGACCACACCAAACGGACGAUUAGACAUGCUGAAUUGGGCCAACCGGGACACACCAAGCUAAUGCCAAACAACUAGCACCAACGAAACCCAAAUGUGUGGUCGCCUCACGUCUCCGCCAAAACAUAGCUGUGCGUGAAAACACCAAACAAAAAGCAGACUAAAAGGAGAGCUAAGUUCUGCACCUUGUCUUCCCGCUCUGCAGGGGGCAGCAGAGUCUGUUUUCUUAAACUUCUGCGCACACAGACAAAGUGUAAACAUAGUAGCGUUUAGCUUCAUUAUCACAGUAAUUACCAUUGAAUUCACUUGUGCAAAUAUUUCUCAAAUUUGAGAAUCUUAUUAUUUUUCUUUUUCGCUUGAAUUCUUUACUUGCUAAGUCACUUCUCUAAGUCACACUCGCGCUAAAUAGCCAAUCAGAUUGCUUUCUUUAGCUAAUGCCAAUUUGACUUUAAAAAGUGAGUAAACCCGUUGCUUUUAAAGCGAUUAGUUGACUUUACUUUUAAAAAAAAUGUGCAAACCCACACUGUAAAAAAAUGGUGGGUUCCACACAAUUCAUUCAUGUUGUCCCAAAAGAAAUUAAGUUAACUUAACACUUUUUAUUAAAUUUGAGGAUUGAACAUAAAAAAUUAAGUUGUCCCAAUGAAAUCUGAAGAAUUGUGUUGUUUCAGCUCAUUUUAAAUAAGUAGUUUGAAUGAGCAAAACAUAUUUUUUGAGUGCUUUGCUUAAUAAGAGAUUAGUUGACUCUACUUUAAAAAGUGAGUAAACCCAGUGUUUUUUAAGAGAUCAGUUAUACUUACUUUAAGUGAGUAAACCCAAUGUUUUUUAAUUGAUUAGUUGUACUUGCUUAACAAAGUGAGUAAACCCAGUGCUUUUAAAGUAAAGUCAACUAAUUGCUUAAAAACCAGUGGGUUUACUCACUCUUUUUAAGUAAAGUUAACCAAUCGCUUUUUACAGUGUACAUUUGCUUCUUUAGUCAAAUGAAUGUUUUUAAGAAAUCAGGAUGGUUGAAGAGUGAUUUAAUAGUUUAUUUGAUUAGAGUAAAUGACACAAACUUAAUUACCAGGGCAUUCAGAUUAACAUUAACAAAAUGCAUCAGACUUUCUGCCAUUCUGCAAAUCCAUUCACCAAACAGGUUAUGCAGAGGAAAUGAUAAUCAUUUAAAAAUACCAAAUAUUGGUCUAUAUUGGUUGACCUAUAGUCUUGAUUCUGUACAUUAGUGAAGUUUAAUUAUUUAAUAUCUUUACUUGAUUCUGUAAUUGACAAACAUCGGGAUCAUAAAAUGCUCCUAAAGUGUAGAUGAGUUCAGAUGUAGGAAGUUUGCACCACCUAGUGGUUAUGUUCUCUACCUCCAUUACAAACUGUCAUUCGGUUUGUUUGUUUUUAUAUUUUGUGGCAUUUUUAUGAGUAAUUUUGUGAGUGGAAUGAGAAAUUAACCCCAUGAUAUAACACAGCUUUGUCAAACUUAAAGAUAACAAUAGAAGAUGAAUGUAUUUCUUAUAUAUGUAUAUGUGUAUGUGUAUAUAUAUGUG
Molecule: messenger RNA, 5392 nt
Organism: Danio aesculapii
Lineage: Eukaryota; Metazoa; Chordata; Actinopteri; Cypriniformes; Danionidae
Gene: tnfrsf1b
Product: tumor necrosis factor receptor superfamily, member 1B
Exons: 9
Coding region: 47-1375 (442 amino acids)
Molecular function (GO): protein binding
Source: RefSeq, a predicted model, not a curated record